AGCACAAGAAAAGACCUGUGUUUCGGAGACUAUUUGUAUUAAGAGGGAUAACUGAUUACCGGAGUGAACUAAGCUUAAAACACUGUGUAUCGAGCGGCCCAUCACUAUCUACAACUGCGGGGAUUUAUGGUGCUGUGGCUCUGCAAGUGGAUAGUAUUUAAGAUGAGGGGUUGUAGCAGUGUUGGGAAGCUUUCGAAGAUUAUCACCAUUGCCUGGAUAUUCUUGCUCCCCCAAAGUGUUCACAGUAGAUUUCAGAUGUCUGCUCGAGAUCAAAAUGUGGUAACAUCUCUAAAAAAAGAUGUUCUUCUGCCCUGCACCUUCCGGACUCCAGGAGAUUUUUUGUAUACUGAAUUUAUAAUUGUAACUUGGACACAUAAUAGCAAAGAAAUAGCAAGGUACAAAGCUGGAGAUGUUCUGAACACAAGCAAGGCUGUUUUAUUUGAAAGUGAGCUGCAGAGAGGAAACGCUUCCCUUCUCCUGAAGAAUUUUCAAGUUGGAGAUAAAGGAGAAUAUGUGUGUCACAUUUUUGAUCCACCAGAAGAAGACCACAUUACUAUCAAGAUUAACGGUAUGGAGUUUCCAAAGGUGGUCAUUGUUCCUGACAUUUUGGUCAGAGGCAAAAAGCAGGUAAUUUCCUGCAUAGCAGAUGGACAUUACCCAGAUGAAAUCAGCAUUACUUGGAAAAAGAAUGGGGUGCCUCUCAGAAAAACUGAAAUGAAAGAUGAUGGUACAUUCAUAACAACAGAAUCCCUCAUUCUGAACCCUGUAGACGAGAAUGAUGAGUUCACAUGUGAAGUUAAACUGAAAGGAUUGAAUGAAGCAAUUAACACAACCAAGAAGUUUAAACUUACAGGUAACUCCCUCAGCUUGGCUGGAAUUGGAAACAUAAUUUUAUCAAUUAUACUGAUACUGAUCCUGAUACUGAUAUCUUUGUACAUUUGGUAUCACAGAGGAAAAAAGCUUCGUAAGAAAGCUAAACGUGAAAAGAGCAAACAGACUGAGGAAAAUGGAGAAAUCCAGACACUGAAUGGUGUUUGAUGUAACGUGAUGCAGCUCUGAUGUUCUACUCCUGGAUACCUUACUUGAUGAAAACUCCUGCCUCGCUGGACCUCCAUACACCUCAGAGCUCUUAGUGUAACCUGUGACAUUCUGAAGUGACAGUUUGAUUCUUCACCGGUCUGUGAAUGUGCCACACUUUUAGUGUUCUGCUUGCCAUUAUUGUUGUGGAUAAUAAUGAAAUAAGGAUCCUGUACUGUAUGUUCAGUGUUCUGUGAUGACUACUUGGCAACUUAAAAUUUCAUUCAUAACAAAAAAAAAAAUUUCUUAUUAUAAUAUCAACAUUUCCUUGCUCUGUUUUUAAAAAGAAGAGAUUGUAUUUUGUUUUCUAUUUGUUAGUGUUAGAGAUUGAAAAUAAACCAAAACUGAACAAAGAUUCUCUUUAACAGAUAAGUUCAGUAUUUUUCAAGUUAUUUUUCACAAUCAUGGUGUAUAUUAAUAUGCCACAUAAAACUGUCUUCUAACGUUUUGUUCAGAAACAAGAAGUAAAGUAAUAAGGAGAAUAUAACUUGGUGAAUUAGGGGGCCGAGGUUUGUCAUAAUUCUACCCACGACGACGGCUGUGAGCAGACAAGUGAAAAGGAAAUGUAUUCUUACCUGAAGAAAAAUAGGACCAAGAAUCUGUGAUAAAAUAAUCAUUUCUAACUUCUUUUGGUUUUCACAAGAAUGCCUCAUAAACACCAAAGGCAUAUUUUCUUAAAUUGAUAUGUUUGCUGCUUCAAAGUAGACGUAUUUAGUACAUUUUAAGGUUUUUUCAUUCAUCUGUGGACUUGUGUACCCUCCAGCCGCAUUGUGAGCUUCAAGAACAGGCAACGUAUUUUUAAAACUUACAUAUUAAAAAGAAACCACUUCACUUUAGAACACAAUUUUAUGUGGCAAAUUAAUACGUACCAUGAUUGUGAAAUGACUUCAAUGUGAAAAAUACCAAACUUAUGUUUUAAUUCAAAUAUUGCUGCCUCUUUAUCUCAAACAUCAAAAGCUAUUAACUAUCUCCUCACAUAACAUUUGUAAAUAUAUUUUUCUUUAUCUCAGUGUACAUACUGUAUAAGAGCCAUUCACUUAGUAUAUCUUAUGCCUUUGCAGUAUUUUUUAAAUUUUCUGAUCAUAUCAGCAUCUCAAACACUGGUUUGCUAUAUUAGAAAAUGUAUGUUUUUCUAAACUGAAAUUUUAGAUAAAUCCAUUCUGUCCAAUAUUCUUAAAACUUGUUUAAAAGAAUUAACAGAACUUUACUUAACCAAAAGUUAAUGUAAAGUAUAAUAAUCAAUUGAAGGCUAAUAAUACUCUUAAUUUGUAUGAAUACUGUAUAUAAGUUGUGUAUAGCUAAUUAGACUCUUUAUAUGUUCGUCUUUGCACAAAACACUUUUGCACUAACUAUGUGACCUCAAUUUAUACUACUGUGUGGAAGUCCAUUAUCUGGUCCACACAGUCCUUAGUGGAAUUCCUCUGCUUCUUCUUCUUCUUUUUUUUUUUUUUAAUUUUUAUUCAUUGUAUAAUAAUCCAGUUGGAAGAGUGGUCCUAUUGUUCAAUUAUAUUUGUAAAAGUCAAACCGUUUCAAGUAUUGUGUAGCAGAUAAAGCCACAAAGCUACAUCAGUGUACUGUUACAGUAUAGGAGGUGUAUUUUUCCUACAAUUCAGGGCAUUUUUCAAAAUUUCUAAGCAUAUUUUUUAUAAAAGUAUAGCUAACGAAAUAAUCUGCUAGAAAGAUGAGUGUAAUUUUAAUUAGGGUACCAUUCAGUUUAAUGAACUUAAAAAUAUGUUUUCUUGAUAAUUCAUAUUAAAAUCAUGUAAAUUAAAGUAUUUUAUCAUAUACACAAACUCCUUCUAUAACACCCCCUUCUAUUCAUUCAAACAAAAACAAAAAAAAACAAAUUAAAAUAAAUGCUGGAAACACUUCAGAUCAUGUACUACCUCUAUUAGUCACUAUAAAUGUAUUAUUAUUAUUAUAAAAGUAAAAAACCCUAACCAAAGGGCUUUGUUUGUUAAUCAUCUCUGUGUAAUAUAGCAUACUCAAAAUAACUUCACUUUAGUGACUUAAGUAGGAAAUACCAACUGUGAGGAUCACAUACUUCAGUACAAAGCUUAUACACCAUAAUUAAUACUUAAUAAGACCAAAUGAAGCUCUCAUAUUCACAAGUCAUUUAUCAGCUUUUAAUGUGCCACACUUUUCUCAGAUGAACAAUCACUUGACUGAUUCUUUGUAAAUGUUAUUAAGGUCGUCAGAGUCCUUUUGUUACAGUUUUCUUACACAGAAGUAUGA
Messenger RNA from Erpetoichthys calabaricus (reedfish), 3312 nucleotides. RefSeq names its product tapasin-related protein-like. The transcript has 8 exons. The coding region runs from base 127 to 1038 and encodes 303 amino acids. The record is from RefSeq and is a predicted model, not a curated record. Gene Ontology annotation, biological process: positive regulation of T cell proliferation; negative regulation of T cell proliferation; immune response. Lineage: Eukaryota; Metazoa; Chordata; Cladistia; Polypteriformes; Polypteridae. Gene Ontology annotation, cellular component: external side of plasma membrane.